Molecule: messenger RNA, 990 nt
Organism: Serendipita indica DSM 11827
Lineage: Eukaryota; Fungi; Basidiomycota; Agaricomycetes; Sebacinales; Serendipitaceae
Source: the annotation of a GenBank genome assembly
AUGGGUGUCUCCAACUCUGAGCCGCCCACAAUCUUUGGGGCGUAUGUCGACCAUCAAACGGCUACGUUCGCUUCCAAGCCCGCACAGCCAACAACGGCAAACGACCGACCGGCCAUCGUGUAUUAUCAUGUUCAAUCUCCUCCUGAACCACCGUCAAGGAACCCCCAUCUGUUUAAAAAGAUGAUGGACAAGGCACUCGGAACGUGGACCGAGUUUGGCAAGGCCGAAAAGACGUCGUGGAAGUUUAAACUCUAUGCAUGGGGUGAGCGCGUCGCGGACCGCAUAGAGUUUGAAGAAAACGCGUUAAAGGCCAUCAACACGUCGUUUAGGCCGGAUGCACCAAAGCCAGAGUUCAAUCUCGGUUCAAAAGAUGACAAGGCACUCUUUAUUUAUCCAAAGGGACUCUCCUUUGAAGUAUUCGAGGACUGGAAGUCCCAUGUUCGUCUCCGAGAGCCGUAUCACAAACGAUAUUUCUAUCUUUGGUCAUUAGGAUUGCCAGUGACAGCCCCUAUUGGGAUUGCACCCAUCAUCCCAAACGUGCCUUUUUACUUUUGUGCUUGGCGUGCCUGGUGCCACUGGAAAGCGUGGCGUGCGACUAUUUAUUUGAACCAACUCCUCACCAUCGACUACUUUGAACCAACCGCCGACGCUGCACUAGACACGAUUUACAGCCCGAAGAAUGUAUCCCAAUCUAACUUAUCACUAUCGGAUUCUGUAUCGGCAUCCUCACACUCCUCUGGCGCACCUUCGUCUGCUUCCUCGGACUCUCUUUCGGAUUCGACACCCUCGCCCAGUGACCCUGCAUCCAAACACGCAGAAUUCGACCCAAUGGUCGACUCUCAGCUCGUGCUUCGCGAAGAAGAUGUUCCGGGACUCGUCACACGACUCGAGCUGCCACAACAAGUCGGCUCAGAGCUCUUGCGUGCAAUUGAACAAACUCGAGUGCGACUACGCAAAGAACUCGCACAGGAUCAGAAGCAACAGACAUGA